AUGGGCCGCGGCGCGGGGCGCGCCGAGCUGGGCAUGGCCGUGCCGCCCGGCCGCUGCCCCGACUGCCCGGCGGCGGAGGCGCUGCGCGGCGGCGGCGGCGGCGGGGCCCCCGCCGUGCUCCACCUCGGCAUUGCGGUGGACGAGGGCGACGUGCUGCCCGGGGCGCUGCGGCUCAUGCGGGAGCUGAGACCCGCCUGGGAGACGGCGCGGGUGAAGACCAAGCUUUUCACCGAUGGCAUCACCAACAAGCUGGUGGCCUGCUACACGGACGAGGGCAUGGCAGACGCGGUGCUGGUGCGCGUCUAUGGCAGGAAGACGGAGCUUUUCGUGGACCGGGAGACGGAGCUGAAAAACUUCCAGGUGCUGCAAGCCCACGGCUGUGCCCCCGACCUCUACUGCGCCUUCCAGAACGGCCUGUGCUACGAGUUCAUGCCGGGCAUCGCCCUGGGACCGGACCACGUGCGGGACCCCUGCAUAUUCAGGCUGGUGGCCCAGGAGAUGGCCCGGGUGCACGCCAUCCAUGCCAACGGCAGCAUCCCCAAGCCCAUCCUGUGGCAGAAACUGCACAAAUACCUCGCCCUCGUGAAGAUGGAUCUCAGCCCAAAGGUAUCCAACCCCAGCCUCCACCUGGACAUGCCCAGCCUGGAAGUACUUGAGCAUGAGCUGGCCUGGAUGAAGGAAACUCUCUCCCAGCUGGGGUCCCCCGUGGUGCUUUGCCACAACGACCUGCUCUGCAAGAACAUCAUCUACAAUGGCACUGAAGAGCACGUGCGGUUCAUAGACUACGAGUACACCGGCUACAACUACCAGGCUUUUGACAUCGGGAAUCACUUCAACGAAUUUGCAGGCGUGAAGGAGGUGGACUACCGCCUCUACCCCAGCAAGGAGAUCCAGCUGCAGUGGCUGCGCUCCUACCUGCAGGCCUACAAGCAGCUGACCCAGGAGGACCAAGGAGGCAGAGGAGCAGUUGUGUCUGAGAAGGAGCUGGAGGCUCUCUACGUGCAAGUGAACAAGUUUGCUUUAGCAUCCCAUUUCCUCUGGGCAUGCUGGGGCCUGAUCCAAGAUAAAUACUCUACCAUAGACUUUAACUUCUUAAGAUAUGCAAAGCUAAGAUUUAAACAGUACUUCAAGAUGAAGCCGGUAGUCACAGCCCUACAGAUUUCCAAAUAGCAUCUCCGGCCCGUGAGACCCUGAGCUAUUUUGUCCUUGCUGCGUCCACAGCCCUCGCCUCCCCCUUGCCCUUCCCCGCCCCAGCCGGGGCUGAGGGCAGAUCCCGAUGGUGGGAAGGGGGAAGAGGAUCUCUGACCCAGCCACCGAUUAAAGGAGACCCUGGACAUACCUGAGAUUGGACCAUGAGACGCUAAGGAGGACCACAGCCUCAGCGAGGCCCCUGCCUACGCCAGGAAGCCUUACCAUCGCCUUAAGGCCGAGCCCGGGUGCCUGGCGGGUCCACGCGGCGCUGGCACUACCGCUGCUCGCCUGGCACCCGGUUUGCUCCCUCGGUGCCGUCCCCGAGGGGGGACGCGGAUGCCCCCCGCCGCCGCUCGGCAGCCCUGACCGCCGUGGCCAGCGCUGCCCGGUUGCUUUAGCUGCCUGACGCACACGCUGUGCCCAUCUCGCCUUCACAGCCCCCUUCGCUCGGCCCCGGGACCCUCCUGGGCUCUCAGCCCUUCCCGGGGUCCGUCUCGCUUCAGGCCGUCGUGGGGCCCUCUCGAAAGCGGGGCUGGUGCCACUGCAGCCCGCCUCGCGAAGGGCUGUGUCCCGGCGAGGCAGCAGUGGCCGUGCCGCUUGCCGAGGGCCGGGGCCGGCGAGCGUCUGCUGGCAGGUGCUGGGCGCCUGCUCCCGCUGCAAUACACUCAUCCCGUGGCGCUGUCUGUUUUUCUCUGAGGCCGUAGUCUCUUUUCGCCGCUACCCCUCUCUCCGGUCUUGGCUUUGCUCGCAGCAUCCUGCAUCAUCCAACGCAGGGGCAGCAGCCGGCCCCCAGCCCCGACGCCGGGGUCUCGGCCCCUGCCCAGCCUCCCCUUUCGCCCCCAAAUAGAGAGAGUCCUGCCCCCCUCCGGGCCGUCUUUCCUCUGCUCAGUGCUGUGCCUGCAGGAUCGGCAGGGCUCGAGGGCACCGGGCUGGGUGCGAGCCCAGCUCUUCCCUUCGAUCCUUGCCCUGGGGCUGCAGCAGAGCCCAGGAAACUCUCGUGCCUCUUUUGGACGGGAGUUAAAGGGGACGAAGCCACCCUGCCCUGUGAAGUGGGCGCAGCUUUGCCCCUGGCUGCCGGGCGGCAGCUCUUCCCCAGCGCCGCAGGCUCGGCGGGGCUGGACCGGGCGUCGCUGAGCACUGCCCAGCUCAUGACAGCUGUUGCGGGUCGGGUUGGUGGGUGAGACCAGCUGAAGCCUUGGGGAGCAGAGCCUUGCUCUGCCGCCUGCCCCGGCUGCAGUGGGGCUGGGGACCAGGCCACGUCCCCUCUCCCAGGGGGCAGAAACCCACCCCAGCAAGCGACGGCCCUUCUGUUGCACCUGGUGUUUGGGUGCAAAAUAAAAGCUGCUGGUAGCUGGAUGUUAGGGGACAGCGAGUCCGUGGCCAGUGUUGCAGGAGUUUGCAGGCGAAGGGACGGCCGCGGGGGGCACCCGGCCCCUCUCCCUCGCGCGGGUCGGCUGCGGGGGAGGCUGGAGCAGGAGCAGAGGGGCUGGCGGAUGCCUCUCCCCAGGACGCAGCUCCUCGCACCGCGGGCUGCCCGUGUCCCCUCGCACACCUCCGAGCCCCUGACCUGCGCGUGAGCGAUGCGGGGGUGGCGGCGUGGGCUGGGGACGGCGCGCAGCGCUCGCCUGCCUCUUCCCCCCCCCCCCAGCAGAGCAGGCAACAGCAACCGGCCGGGAAAAGGGGGAAUUUAGCCAAGCCAGCGGGAUCCGGCCCCCUGCGUGGCUACAUUGGAGGGAGGCAGAGCCUUUAGGAGGGGGCCGUGCUGGAAGGAGGGCAGGGAAGGGGGGGGGACAGCAGCCCGCGUCCGCGCCCUGCACGCCUGGCGCCGCAGCCCAGGCACCCGCCGCCGGAGGAGCCCGCGGCCGAGGCUGGCGGAGGCGAGCGCGGGUCUCUGCUCCAAAAAGUCGUUUUAUUGCGCCAAGGGGGCGGGAGGGGAGACAGUUGUAAACAAGUAUGUGAAAUAUACAGGUUAAGUUACUCCUCGUCUUAUUAACAAAAU
Molecule: messenger RNA, 3190 nt
Organism: Rhea pennata
Lineage: Eukaryota; Metazoa; Chordata; Aves; Rheiformes; Rheidae
Gene: ETNK2
Product: ethanolamine kinase 2
Exons: 8
Coding region: 1-1170 (389 amino acids)
Biological process (GO): phosphatidylethanolamine biosynthetic process
Cellular component (GO): cytoplasm
Molecular function (GO): ethanolamine kinase activity
Source: RefSeq, a predicted model, not a curated record